AUGUCUUACCUAUUUCCACCCGAUAAACCCCUCCUUUACCCACAAUUUGAGACCUACAAACUCCAGUCCCUAGACCCGGAUCACGACUUAUUGGAAUACCCCUUGCCUGAACCUGGCUCAACGCAAAGUAGAGUAGGAUACAAUACAUCUUCGUAUCUCAGCUUCAAAGAAGUCAGGAAUAGAAUCGGAUGGGAUCAUCUUUCGGUGAAUGCAGAUGGUGUGGGAAUGUACGUGGAUAAGGAGUGGGUGGUCGUAGGCUUUAUCAUUGGUGACGAUUUGCAACCGACAUUUUCCAAGCUCGCUUCGUUAUCACUUCCGAUCUCAUCUAGCGAACAACAAUUCGAAUUCCCAUCUGUAUCACCUUUGACUUCAACGACAUGGGCAGUGUCCUCAGGCUCAGGGUCACUAUACAUUCUGGAAACUACCUCGCCUGACGAGACAGGCUCUUUACGAGGAAAAUUCACAGCUAAAUACGACCUACCUUCUUCCAUCUCCGACUCAAACGAACCAUCACCAUUCCUCCUUCGUGCAUCACAUACAAUAUCGAACGAACAAGUGAGCUUGCUGUUAACAAGAUCAAUAAAGGCGAACGAAGACAGGAGGACGAUAAAAUCAUCACAAUUGACGACAUUCGAAGUAAUCGAAAUUACCCUCGACCCAUCUGCUCAUAAUGCGGUAGACGACCAGGAGGAAGUUGAGAAAUUAAGCGUGAAUUGGAAGUUGAGCGGUGACGAUCUACCUAUUCAUUGUCACUACUCUACGGAGCAUAGUGGAUGGAUCAUACUUUCUCCUGAAGAAUACAAGGUGCCUUCGACGGAAGAUAGUGAGAAGGAGGAAAGUAAGGAAGAUAAGGAGAAGUGGGAGAGAGAAGCGAAAAUUGCGAAACUUGGCUUAGGUGCUUCUAUCCCUCCUUCACUCGUCACUCCUGAAAAUGAAGAGAAAAUGGACUUCGAAGAUUCAGACAAUGGGGAUGAAGAUAAAUUAUAUCCAUAUCAAUGGACACAAGAUUCAGAAGGCCUCAAUAUAAUUAUCCCACUUCUUAAAUCGAUAACGCGUCAAGAUAUCAAAUUGGAUCUUACUUCCACCACACUCUCAUUGUCCCUCUCACCCUCUUCCGAUAUAUCACCUCAACUCGAUCAAUUUGUUAAAAAGCAAACUCGAGCAUUAUGGACCAACAUCGAUCCGGAACUAUCCACAUGGAGCUAUGAUUCAUCAAAAUUUCAAAUCGAAAUUGACCUAAUCAAGGUGGACCAAAACGUCAGAUGGCCAACGGUGUUUUCAUAUGAUGACGAGGAAGAAGAUGAAGUACCGGAAACACUAUCGCAAGCGACUUUGGCCGCCGUAAGGGAAUCUUUCAACUCUAUCAAAACCAGACCAGAGGGUGAAGGUGAACCACCAAGUUCACAUCCUGCUAUGCCAGCUUUGUUAAGGGAAGAGAUGGAUUUUGAUCUUGAUGAUGAUGAAGAUCCCUUGACGGAGAAUCAAGGAUCGUUUGAUGAAACUGGUAAAAUCGGUAAAGAAGUUUUCGUCGGUUUUAUCCAAAACCAAACUCAAAAUGACCACGAGGGAUCAAUUAAUGUCAAAUCGGAUUGGUCAAAAACCACAAUAUCAGUUUUAUCCACACCAUUAUUCAAUCAAGGAUAUGGAAUAAUAAUCAAAUCCGCCGUAGAUGGUUUAUUAUUUUCUCCUCAAGGGCAAUUGCAGGCGCCAGAAAAUAUAACGAAAAAUCCUUGGAAACACCUAUCGACCAAUCCUGCUUUGGCCUUUGUCUUAUCAAGUAAAAGGGAUCUAAGAUUGAUCAAGCACUUCACUACAUCUGUUUCUCCACAGGGAGUCCAUCCCCAUGGCGAUGUUGAACCUACUUCACCUUCUUUGUCUAAACGGCUGAAGCCCUCCUCGGUCUCGGGAGGAGGAUCGAGAACGACAGUGCUGGCGUUCGAUUCGGGAAGCUCGGUAGGACAAGGUAAUUUAUAUGUGUAUUAUCCCCCUGCGGUCGGAGAUAAAAAUACAGCUAAACAGGGUGUGAUUCCUGUCAGUGGAGGUGAGAAAGGUGCGUUGUUAGGUGUUGGUCAUGUCAAAGUACGAGGAAAGGAUUUGGUCAUAGUCUUGACAGAGAAAAGUUUGUUGAUCGUCAAGAAUAUCAUAUGA
Kwoniella mangroviensis CBS 8507 is the source of this 2148-nucleotide messenger RNA. RefSeq lists its product as uncharacterized. The transcript is spliced from 2 exons. The record is from RefSeq and is a predicted model, not a curated record. The coding region runs from base 1 to 2148 and encodes 715 amino acids. NCBI's taxonomy places the organism in Eukaryota, Fungi, Basidiomycota, Tremellomycetes, Tremellales, Cryptococcaceae.